AUGUCUAGCGGCCAGGUGCUGAAGGCCGAGAAGGACUUCACCAAGGAAGUCGAUAAGCUUCUCCCAGAGGCUGAGAAGCUUGGACAGUCAAACCCGCAGGGAGCAAUCGAGAAGCUGCUUGUUUUGGAGAAACAGACCCGCCAGGCCUCCGAUCUCGCCUCUACCUCCAGGAUUCUCGUUGGAAUAUGCACAAUAGCUAAGAAUGCCGGAGAUUGGAGCUUGUUGAAUGAGCAAGUGUUGCUACUCUCGAAGAAGCAUGGCCAGCUCAAACAGGCUACCACCAAGAUGGUGCAGGUAGCCAUGGGAUUCCUGGACGAUACACCAAACCUAGAGACGAAGCUAUCGGUCAUCGAGACUCUUCGAACCGUCACCGAGGGCAAGAUCUUCGUCGAAGUCGAACGGGCUAGAAUUACGCGCAUUCUUUCGGACAUCAAGAAGGAACAGGGCGAUGUGAAGGCGGCGACCGAUAUCCUCUGCGAACUUCAGGUCGAGACAUUCGGUUCCAUGACUCGCCGAGAGAAGACAGAGUUUAUUCUUCAACAAGUGGCGCUUUGCAUAGAGAGCAACGAGUGGACACAGGCAGGCAUCUUGAGCAGGAAGAUCAGCAAGAGGUAUUUCACAAGGAAACCAAAGAAGUCCCCAGAACAACUCGAGAAGGAGAAGAAGGAGCGGGAAGAGAAGGAGAAGACGCGGAGCGCUGAUGAGCCCCCGCCUGAGCCUGAAGAUGACGUUACCGACUUGAAGCUACGCUACUACGAACAACAAAUUAUGCUCGCCAAGCAUGACGACAAGUACCUUGAGGUCUGCAAGCAUUACCGACAGGUGCUAGAUACCGAGGCCGUUGAGGAGGACCCCAAGAAGCUUCGAGCCAUUCUUCAACGUGUCAUUUACUUCGUCAUCCUAGCACCGUACGAUAACGAGCAAUCGGAUCUCAUUCACCGAAUCCAGAGGGACACGCGCAACUCCCAGAUCACCCAAGACGCCCAGUUGGUCAAGCUCUUCACAGUACCCGAGCUGAUGAGGUGGCCCAUGGUUGCUAAGCAGUUUGGACCACACCUGACAGACUCAGAUGUCUUUGACGCAGAGAAGGAUGAUUCAGAGGAUCCCAAAGCACAUCAGAGAUGGCAAGACCUGCGCAAACGUGUGAUCGAGCACAACGUGCGCGUUGUUGCCAAGUAUUACACUCGAAUUCAGAUUCCUAGACUCACGCAACUCUUGGAUCUUACCGAGGACGAGACGGAGAAGUACAUCAGUGAAUUGGUUACCGCAAAGACCAUCUACGCCAAAAUCGACCGCCCGGCACGUAUCGUCAGCUUUGCUAAACCCAGGGAUGCUGAUGACGUUCUCAAUGAGUGGAGUGGAAACAUGAAGAGCCUCUUAGGCCUACUCGAGCGUAUCGACCAUCUCAUCACCAAGGAAGAAAUGAUGGCCCGUAUACAACCUACGAAGAUUGAGAAGGGCAAAGCAGGCAAGGCGAAGAAAUGA
Messenger RNA from Aaosphaeria arxii CBS 175.79, 1485 nucleotides. RefSeq lists its product as uncharacterized. The transcript has 5 exons. Gene Ontology annotation, cellular component: proteasome regulatory particle, lid subcomplex; cytoplasm; nuclear proteasome complex. Lineage: Eukaryota; Fungi; Ascomycota; Dothideomycetes; Pleosporales. The record is from RefSeq and is a predicted model, not a curated record. The coding region runs from base 1 to 1485 and encodes 494 amino acids.